Messenger RNA from Aureococcus anophagefferens, 10632 nucleotides. RefSeq lists its product as hypothetical. Lineage: Eukaryota; Pelagophyceae; Pelagomonadales; Pelagomonadaceae. The record is from RefSeq and is a predicted model, not a curated record. The transcript has 7 exons. The coding region runs from base 1 to 10632 and encodes 3543 amino acids. Gene Ontology annotation, molecular function: protein binding.
AUGGUUUGGCUGCACGCCUUCCUGUGGGCCGUCGCGGCGAGCAGCGAGCUCUGCUUCGACGGCGGCGGCGUCGUCGACCCCUACCGGAACAUGUCCUACCUGCCGUCGCCGUCGGAGGCGUCCGACGCGCCGACGCCCGCCGCCGCCGCGGCGCUGGACGACUGGCGGACGCUCGGCGAGACGCUGUGCUAUUUCGCCACCUGCGCCGGCGACGUCGCGCCGCACAACUUCGGGUUCGGGUCCCAGCUCGCCGUGUCCGUGCUGCGCGCGCGGACCAUGGUCGCGAAGCGCCAGUUCCCGGCGGUCCCGAUGCACGCGGCGCUGAGAGGCGCGGCGGCGCAGCGGCUCUUCGCGCUCGACGCGGCGUCGGACGCGCGCGUCGCCGCGGCGCGGGCCGUCGUCGACCGCGACCGGCGGCGCUGCGUCGGCGCGAACGCGUCGACGGCGUGCUUCUUCGACGCCUUCGGCGGCGGCGCGGGCUCGUGCGCCGCGCCGCUCGCCGCGUGCCCGCCGCCGCCGACGAACCGGCGCAAGCGGCCGCCCCCGGGCCCGCCGGCCGACCCCCGCGCGCCGCGGCGGCCGGAGCGGCUCGUCGGCGACGGGGCGAGCGGCGCCGCGCGCUUCUGGUCCUUCGCGGCGAGCUACGCCGCGUUCGCGACGCCGUCGCCGGGGCUCGCGGACGCCGUCGAGGGCGAGGCGGCGCUCCUCGGCCUGGGCGACGCGCCGCGGCCCUGGCUCGGCGUCCACCUGCGCCACGGCGACAGCUGCCGCGACGGCGAGGCCACGGGCCGCGUCUGCACGCCCGCGGAGGCCUACGCGGCGCCCGUCGGCGACCUCGCGCGCCGCUACGGCUACGCGACGGUCGUCGUCGCGACGGACAGCGACGCGGCGCUCGCGGCCUUCGUCGCCGAGCUCCCGCGGCGCGGCCUCGGCCAUCUCAACGUCGUCGCGCGGCGGUCGCCGCGCGUCGACCCGAGCGUCUUCGGCGAGGUCCAGCGCCUCGAGCACGCCUACGCCGCGACGAGCAAGCACGCCGUCCUCGUCGAGCCCUGGACCGAGUACUACGGCUUCGCCGCGGACCUCCUGCUCCUCGCGCGGUGCGACGGCUUCGUCGGCAAAUUCACGUCGAACCUGUCGAGGCUCGCCUUCGCGCUCAUGGCCGCGCGGAAGCGGUGCAUGGUGCCCUACGUGAGCCUCGACUCCUUCUUCUGCGCCGGCGGCGGCGGCCGGUCCGUCGACUCGAGCCGCAACGCCGCGCGGGACCCGGACUCGAACCGCGUCAUGGGCUCCUCCAUGCGGCUCCAGGACGCAACGCUGGCCACGAGCCGAAGCUUUGCGCAUUUCGUCUCGUCCACUCUCAGCGGGGAUGGCGUCAAGCGCGCGUUCUCGGUCCAGGGCUUCCAGGGGGUCUUCGCUCGCGACGUGUUCGCGUGGCUCAAGGACGCCCUUCGGCUGCAAGAGGCUGACGUCGUGAAGACCCUGUUGACGGUUCGACUGAUCGACGAAGAGGCGGGCCGCGACGGCGAAGGCGAGCGGCUGCGCGCGGUCCGCACGGAGCUCGUCGGGAACGCGCUGCGCUACGCGCUGCGCCUGGAGGAGGAGAGCGUCAUCUACGAGGCGAAGAGCGCCGGCAUCACGUGCAUGCACAUGGUCCUCGCCGUCGAGGGCGCCGUGAGCUACGUGCGCGUCGCGGACCUGCGGGCGACGCUCGAGAACGUCUGGAAGGUCUCCUCGGAGGCGAACCGCGCCGCGAUGACGGGGAUCUUCGAGGCGCUCGUCGAGGUCUUCUGCGACGGCGCCGCGCUCGAGGCCUGGGCCUCGACGGGCGCGCGGCCGUUCGUCGCCGACGUCUUCGGCCGGGCCGGGCUCAACGGCGCCGUGCGGCGGCGGCUCGUCGUCGCGGUCGCGUCGCGGCUCGCCGCGCUCGGCCGCGGCGGCGCCGUGCCGAGCGGCGAGCGGCCCGCCCCCCACGGCCUGAGCCCGUGGCACGCGAUCCUCGCGCGCUGCGACGAGUCGCUCGUCUCGGCCGUCGCGACGCCGCCGGGCCCGGCGCCGACGGACGACUACGGCCGGACGCCGCUGUCGGUCGUCGUCCAGCUGGCGCGGCCGCCGAAGGUCGUGCAGGCCGUCGCGAGGUGCGCGACGGUGGCGCACCUCGCGGCGCCGGACGCCUUCGGCUGCGCGCCGCUCCACUACGCCGCGCAGGCCGGGUCCGUGGCGACGUGCGGCGCGCUCCUCGACCUGCUCGCGGCGCGCGGCGCGGCGCGCGCCGUCGACGCCGAGAAUUUCGCCGGCGAGACGCCGCUCCGGUCCGCGGUGGCGUCGCCGUCGCCGAAGCGCGUCGCCGUCUGCGCGCUGCUCCUCGAGCGCGGCGCGGCGCUCGGCCCCGCCGCCGCGUUCGAGCUGCUCGCGGUCCCGGAGCACGCGGCGCUCCCCGGCUUCGACGCGGUCGCGCCGCGCCUCGCCGCCGCCGCGGCGGCGGGCGGCCUGCCCCUCCACGCGCUCGUCGCCGCGGACCGCGUCGGCGAGUGCCGCGCGCCGCGCGCCGCGUGCCCCGAGGCCCUCGUCCGCGCGCACCAGCACGCGCGCGACGUCCUCGCCGACGGCGCCGGCGGCCCGGACCUCGGCGCGACGCCGCUCCACGUCGCGCGGUCCAGGGACGCGGCGGCGCUGCUGCUCGACGCCGACCCGGACGCCUGGCGGCGGCGGACCGCGCGCGGCGACACGCCGCUCCACCGCGCGUGCGCGCGCGGCGACGUGGGCGCCGUCGAGGAGCUCCUCCGGCGCGGGGCCCGCUGGGGCCGCGCGUUCCUGAACCGCCGCGGCGAGAGCCCCUACGAGACGGCGACCGGCGACGCGAAGAAGCUCAUCCGCGCCGCGAUCACCUCUCGCCGCGACGCGCAGUCGGCGAAGGCCAUGGAGUCGGUCACGCGCCGCGCGCCCAAGGACUGGCGCGCCGAGGCGCGGCGCAUCGACGACGCCGUCAAGCUCGCGAAGGUCGCCGAGCGCGUCGCCGAGCUCAAGCCCGCGGCCGGGCCGGCCGAGGUCGACGCGCCGGCGCGCGGCGCCGCGCCGGGGCGGACGGACCCGGGGCGGACGGACGGGGCCGCGGCCUUCGAGCCCGAGAUCCCCGCGCUCCUCGCGCCCGAGGCGCUCGCGCAGCUCUUCCAGCUCGACGGCGAGUCGCGGCGGCGCGCGCUCGACGUGGUCUUGCGCGUGGCGACCGAAGCCGCGGCGCCCGGCGCGACGCGCGUCGGCGGCGCGGCGCUGCGGCUCUUCCGGUGCGACGGCGUCCUCUUCGAGCGCGCCUUCGACUACGUCGGCGGCGAGCUCGCGCACCGGCGCGUCCUGCGGGUCUACGCGCUGGACGAGCGCGACCCGGCGACGUUGGCGGCGCUCGCCGCGCGAAUCGCGCAGCUGCACCGCAAGGGCCGGGCGUCGCCGCUCGCGUACGAGCUGGAGCGCGCGCCGGGAGCCGGCGAGCUCUACUACAAGCUGCCCGACCCCGUGAGCGUGACGGGCGUCUGCAAGUUCUUCCGGCUCACGACCGCGCUCGCGUCCAUCGCCGCGAGCCACGACUUCCUCGGGCCGCCGCGCGGCGUGCAGUCGUCCUUCGAGCUCGACCACGACGAGCAGGCGCACGUCGAGGCCUGGGCGUCCGACCCGUCGCCGACGCUGCUCCUGGGCCGCGGCGGCACGGGCAAGACGCUGAUCAUCCUCCAGUCGCUCUGGGGCGCGUACCGCCGCGCCGUCGCCGCGGGCGACGGCGGCGUCGUCGUCUUCGCGACGGGCUCGAACGUGCUCCGCGCGUCCGUCCGCGAGGCCUUCCUCAGCCUCCGCCACGCCUACCUGGGCCUCCCGGCGACCGGCGACGAUGCGCCGCCGGCGUCGCUGCGCGCCGCGGACCUCCCGCCCGACGACGGCCUCCCCCGCGUGCUCUUCCUCACGACGCGGGAGCUCCUCGCGGCCGUCGACGCGUCCUGCGCGCGACCCCUGCUCGGCGCGCGCCCCGGCGGCGCCGUCGCCGACGUCGCGUCCCUCGAGGCGAGCCUCCGCGAGCACGAGUCGAGCAGCCGCGACGCGCGCGGCGCCGAGCCGGCGGCGCGCCGCGGCUCGCGCGGCUUCGGAUUCGCCGCGGGCGACGCCGCGUCCCGCGAGGUGACCACGGACGCCUUCCUGCGCUGGUGGCAGCCCAGCGCCGCGGUCCGCGCGGACCCGGGCGUCGUCUGGUCCGAGAUCCUGACGCACGUCAAGGGCGCGCCCCGCGUCAGCGCGCUCGGCAAGCCGCUCACGCGCGACGAGUACCUCGCGCUGCCGCGGAAGACCGCGCCCGCCUUCGCCGGCCUCGCGUCCGCGGGCCACGAGCGGUGGGGCGACCGCGACGCGGUCUACGACAUUUUCGAGAACUACGAGCGGGACAAGAACGAGUGCGGCGGUUACGACAUCUGCGACCUCGUGUCGUCGUGCAUGACCCAGGUCCUCGGCCGCGGCGGCGCCUACGAGGGCGUCGAGCUCGCCGGGCUCAUGCUCGACGAGGUCCAGGACUUCACGCUGUCGACGGUCGUCCUGCUCCUCCAGCUCCUCGAGGACGAGGACCGCCUCCUCGUCGGCGGCGACACGGCGCAGACGAUCUGCAAGGUCACGUUCUCCUUCACGGACCUGCGCGCGACGCUGCACCGGCGGCGCGACCGCGCCGAGCGCCGGCUCCGGGAGCACUGGGCCGCGCCCCGCGACGCGCGGCCGCCGGCCGCGCCGCGCGUGCCGCGCCCCGCGGAGCUCAAGGUCCUGACGACGAACUACCGCUGCCACCAGGGCGUGCUCGCCGUCGCGAACCUCUGCCUCGAGAUGAUGGCGCUCUUCCCCAACAGCGUCGACGUCGUCGCGCCGGAGCGGGCGCACUUCGCGGGCGAGCUGCCGCUCCUCUUCACCGACGACGCCUUCGACGACGUCGCCGAGGUCUUCUCCGGCGGCAACGCCGUGACGGAGAUGGGCGCGAACCAGGUCAUCAUCGUCCGCAACGCCGCCGCGAAGCGCGAGCUGCCCGCGGAGCUCGCGGGCGCGCUCGUCAUGACGCCCCUCGAGGCCAAGGGCCUCGAAUUCACGGACGUCUUCGUCUGGAACUUCUUCUCCGACAGCGUCGCCGCGGACCGCGGCUGGGGCGCCGUCGCGCGCGCGUGCGGCGUCGAGCUCGGCGACCGCGUCGCCGAGGCCUUCGACGCCCGCGUCCACCUCGCGCUCAGCGACGAGCUCAAGCAGCUCUACGUCGCGGUCACGCGCGCGCGGGAGCGCCUCGUCUUCUUCGACCAGUCGCCGCGCGCGCGCGACGCGUUCUUCCGCGCGCUCCUCGACCGCCGCGUCGCGCGCGCGCACGACGGCGUCUUCUCCAAGACCGGCGGCGCGCUCGCGCUCGCGCGCGCGUCCGAGGCGCGCGAGUGGGGCGCGCGCGGCGCCACGUUCCUCCGCCGCGGCGACGCGGGCGACUUCACGCGCGCGGCGGACUGCUUCGCCAAGUCCGGCGACGAGCCGCGGCGCCUGCUCUGCGUCGGCCAGGACGCGCUCGCGGCCGCGCGGCGCGCCGCCGGCGCCGAGGCCGAGGGCCUCGCGCUCGACGCCGCCUACCUCCUCGCGCGCUCCGAGUGCGAGGGCAGCGAGGUCCCGCUCGCGGCCGCGCUCGAGGCCGCCGGCGCGCCCGGCCUCGCGGCCGACGCGUGGCGCCGCCUCGGCCGCGACGCCGACGCCUUCCGCGCGUCGCGCGACCACCUCCGCCGCACGGACAAGGCGGCCUACGACGCCGCGGUCGAGGACGCGCGGCGGGCGAAGGAGGCCGCCGACGCGGCCCUCGCCGCGGCGCGCGCGGCCGCGGCCGCGCGGCCGGCGGCCGCGCGGCCGGCCGCGAGGACCGCGGCCGCGCCGCGCCGCGCCAGGGAACUCGCGCGGCGCCUCCUCGACGAGAAGAUGGCCGCGGCCGCCGCGCCGCGCGCCCCGGCGGACGCGUCCGCGGCGGCGAAGUCCAUGUUCCGCGGCUGCGAGCACUUCGACCGGGACCUCGGCGGCUGGGACGCGUCCUCCGAGGCCGCGGCGCCGCCGAGCGUCGUCUCCACGGCCGCCUCGCACGCGACGUCGACGGCGACGUCCCAGAUCGCCGUCGCGCCGUCGCGCCACGCGGGCGAGCGCAUGGUCGAGCGGACCAUCUCUCUGCGCGAGCUGCAGGAGGCCAAGAAGCACGGCGCGCCCCGCCGCGGCGACCGAGGCCGCGCGCGCUACGAGUACCGCGGCCUCGUCUACGUCGAGGCGCCGGGCGCCACGGGGGUCACCGCGUUCUACACCAAGGCGAUCCCGCACGGCUGCCUCGAGCGCGCCUUCGUGCCCUUCCGGGGCAAGCGCGCGCCGGCCCGCGAGGUGGAGCGCGUCGAGCAGGCGAUCCUGCGCGACCGCGGCGUCGAGACGAAGAUCUCGGACCACGCGGAGCGCGGCCACUUCGGCUACCUCGUCGCCUCCGCGUCCGUCGAAGCCACGGACGAGGCGGCGCACAUGCUCCGCGGGCUCCUGGCCGCGCGCAACGCGGAGUCGAAUGGACUCCCGACGGUGCGGGAGGACGUCUACGAGGAGUCCUUUCCCUCGCUCCCGUCGCCGCCCAAGCCCAACGCGGCGACGCUGCGAUUGGAGGAGCAGCUGAGGUCCAUGGAGAAGCGGCUCGCCGAGGCCGAGGCGGCGCGUUCGUCGCUGCAGCAGGAGCUCGGGGGGAGACUGACGGCUUCGGCGCUCGGCGCGGCCCGCGCCGAAGAGAAGCUCGCCGCGUCCGAGACGGCGCGUUUGUCGCUGCAACGGGAGCUCGACGAGUCCAAGGCGGCGUUGCGAGCGGCCCGCGCGGACGCGGCGAGUCAAAAGCAGGAGCUCGACCAGCUCAAGGCGACGCUGGCGACGGAGUCCAAGGCGGCGUUGCGAGCGGCCCGCGCCGAGGCGAAGAGUCAAAAGCAGGAGCUUGACCAGCUCAAGGCGACGCUGGCGACGCUGGCGAGCACGAGGAUGGGGCUCGGCGGGCCGACCUGGGACGCGUCGCUGAGGAACGUCGCGACCGUCGCGUCGGCGAAGGUUAGUCAACUGCAGAAGUUCACCCACACGGAAGCUUCCCGUGCACCGUGUCACAACGGAAAUCAACGCACACGCUGCCCAACGAUGUUGGACCCGCACACCUUCGAUUCCGGCUCGACGCCGGUCAUGACGCCCGCGACGACGCCGCGGAACAGCGCGCCGACGACGGCCGAGGAGGAGGCGUCGGCGCUCGACCGGCUCAAGGACCUCUCCGUCGCCACGGCCUCGAAACUCAACGACAACGUCGCGAAGACGAAGGACACGGUGGGCACGCUCACGGAGGCCGCGCGGAAGAUCGCCGCGAGCCAGGCGUCGCGGGGCCUCGAGCUCGCGCGCGGCGGCUUCGCGGCGCUGAGCGGCGUCGCGGGCGCGGCGACGCGGACGUUCCGGUCUGUCGUCGCGGAGUUCGACAACUCGUAUUCGCUCCUCCGGCCCAAGGCCGUCCGCUACCGCUUCCGGGCGGAGCAGCCCAAGGCCGAGGACGUCGUCGCCGCGCGGUGCCGCCCCGACGACGACGCCGGCGUGCUCUCCGGCGUCGCCGCGCGGCACCGGGCCGCGGCAGAGAGGCGCGACGCGGCGCUCGCGAAAGUCCAAGCGCUCAAGCGGAGCCAGGACCGCGCGCGCGACAUCUACCUCAAGGCGCAGGCGUCCCCGCCGCCGCCGCGGCCCCCCUCCCUGCUCGGCGCCUUCGACGACGACGACGACGCGCCGUCGCCCGCCGCGAAGCACGAGCGGCCGCCGGCGCUCGGCCUCCUGGACCUGCCCAUGCUCAACGGCGAGCUCUGGGAGCGCCUCGCGGGGCAGCAGCCGCUGACGGCGGGCUUCGAGCGCACGCUCGCCAAGCUCGUGACGAAGAUCGAGACCUACGGCUUCGCGAGCGACUGCCGGCCCCUGGCGGGCGUCCAGCUGGCGCGGCCCUACGCGGCGGUGGCCGCCGCGCCCGCGCGGGCCGGCGACGCGACGUUCGGCUUCGCGGCGCGCGUGCUCGGCGACGUCACGGCCGGGACGGACGGCUGCGCGCCGUUCUACGCCGGGCGCGUCAUCGCGGGCGUCGCCGCGGCCUGCGCGGCGCUCCCCGCGGCGUCCGCGAGCUCGCGCGUCGACGCCUACUCGGUCUUCAUGGGGCUGGCCAACCUCGUCAAGUGCCACCCGGGCCCGGGCGCGGACGUCGCCGCGCUCGGCGUCGCGGCCGCCGCCGCGGCGCGCGUCGCGGGGGAGCCGGCCUACGGCGCCGAGGCGCGGCGCCAGGCGUGCCGCGUGCUCAGCGAGGCGCCCAUGCUCGUCGUGCGGUCCGCGGAGCUGCGCGCGCGGGGCUCCAUGGACCGCGCGAUCGAGCUGCCGCCGGCGGCGGCCGCGGCCGUGCGGUCCUUAGCCGACGUCGCCGCGGGGCCCCUCGUCGCCUGCGCGGCGCAGUACGGCUCCGGCGAGCCGCCGUCGGCGGCGGAGCGAAAGGCCGCGAAGCGCGCGGCGAAGAAGGACGCGAAGAAGACGGCGAAAAAAGCCGGCGACGGCGACGCGACGCUCUACCUCCCCGCGACGUCGCGCGAGGCCGCGUCCGCGCGCCUCCGCGCGCAGAGCUUCACGGCCCUGGGCCACCUCUUCGCCUGCGCGGCGUCGGCCGCGCGCGUCGCGGAAUUGGCCGGGCGCGCCUUCGCGGAGGCGGCCGCGCGGCAGCUGAGCGCCGAGGGCCGCGCGGCGACGCCGGCGGACGAGUUCCCGAAGACGGCGCGCAAGGUCGCGACGUGCUACGGCAACUCGACGCGCGACGACGGCGUCUGGGGCGCCAUCUCCCGCGACGCGGACGCGUACCUCGUCGGCCUCGUCGCGCUCCUCGCCGUCGUCGACGUGCCGCCGGACCUCGCGUCCAUGUCGCAGCACCGCGACUUCUUCGACACCAGCGACAAGGCCUCGAUGAUCACGGCGCCCGCGGGCGUCGCGGCCUGCAGCCUCCACUACACGCUCGACCGCGCGCGGCGCGACGUGACGACCUUCCGCGCGCACCUCGCGACGCUGGCCAAGGCGAAUUUAGGCGAGACGCUCGUCGCGGCGCUCGAGGCCGCGGAGCCCGAGGUCGCGUCGGAGGCGGCGAAGCUCGCCGUCGAGCUCCUGGGCCAGAAGACGAUCGACGGGCCCGGCCGCGCGGCCGCAGUCGCCGUCGUCGCGGCGGACCCCGCGUUCCACGUGCUGCGCCUCGAGGAGCACAAGGGCUUCGUCAAGGCGGCCGUCAAGCUCGCGCGGGCGCCGGGCCGCGAGUGCUACGGCGCGGGCCUCGUGUCCGCGAUCGCGGAGCAGGCGCGGGGCACCGCGGGCCUCAACCGAUGCGGCAAGGCCGGCGCGAGCCUCGCGCUCGCGGGGACGGCGCUGCCGCGGCUCGUCGCCGGCUGGCGCGCCGGAGACCGCGACGCCUUCGGCGUGCAGGCCGUCGUCCUCGCGCUCCACCGCCUGAGCCGCCUGCCGUCCGAGGCCGCGAAGAUCGCCGGCGCCGCCGGCGCCGUCGACGCGCUCGCGGCCGCCGCGGCGCUCGCGGCGGAGGGCGCGCCGACCGCGGGGCUCCGGCACCUCGCGCAGAGCGUCCUCGCGGAGUGCGCGUGCUGCGGGCCCGACGCGCGGCGGCGCAUCCUCGAGUCGGGCGCCGCGGCCGCCGCGCUCGACCAGGUCCGCCGCGACCCGGACGCGCUGUUGCGGACCGUUCCCAUGGAGAACACGGACGGCCUCGUCGUGCCCAAGAUCUACGCGCUCACGCUCGUCGGAAACCUCUGCGACGAGAAGCGAUGGAUCACGACGACCGUCGCCCGCGACGACAAGUUCCUGCGCUGCGUCCUCGCGGCGCUCCGGAGCGACGCCGUCGCCGGCGCGGCGGCCGUCGGGGCGCACGUCCUCGGCGGCCUCGCGCGCGCGGCGCGCGGCGACGACUCCCGCGCCGCGCUCUGGCGGCGGUUCCGGGUCCACGAGGCCGUCGUGCGCGCCGCCGUCGCGCGCCUCGACGGCCGCAGCGAAGCGGGCUUCGUCGACCAGCAGAAGCAAUCGGACGUCGGCGCGCUCGAGGACGGCCUCGUGGAGUCGGCGCUCCACGUCCUCACCUUCGACUCGCUGGAGCGCGACGACGACUCCCGCGCCGCGCUCCGCGACGCCGGCGCCGGGCGGAUCCUGGAACACGCGCUGCGGGACGCCGAGAGCAGCCUCGCGCGGCGCAUGGCGCCCCUGGCGCCGCUGCUGCGGCUCCAGCUCGGCCUGACGUCGGGGGACGCGGCCGCCUGGACCGCCGCCGCCGCGGCGAGCCUCGCGGCGACCGUGACCGACCACGUCUACCACGACGGGUCGUCCGGCGACAAGGUCCUCGACGGCAUCCGCGCGGAGCGCGACAACGAGAACAGGCGCGUCUGGCAGUGCGACAACCCGGCCUGCGAGGCCGCGGCCGCGCCGUCGGCGCAGCUCCUCAAGUGCGCGCGCUGCAAGCGGACCCACUACUGCAGCCGGGAGUGCCAGAAGGCGGACUGGAGCGUGCACAAACUCACGUGCCGCAAGGCGGGCGCGAAAUAA